Uloborus diversus is the source of this 1845-nucleotide messenger RNA. RefSeq names its product proton myo-inositol cotransporter-like. Gene Ontology annotation, cellular component: membrane. The record is from RefSeq and is a predicted model, not a curated record. Gene Ontology annotation, biological process: transmembrane transport. Gene Ontology annotation, molecular function: myo-inositol:proton symporter activity. Lineage: Eukaryota; Metazoa; Arthropoda; Arachnida; Araneae; Uloboridae.
CUUCUUUCCUCUUUUUCCUGCUCGGCUUUUAGUUUUGUAAAUAUUGUUGGUCUUUGCGUACAAAUUUAAUUUUCCAAAAUGAGUCGUGCAUCAGAUGCAAAUGAAGAGACUUUGGUUCUGGAAAAAGAGAAAGAAGAAAAUACACUUUUUGUUUAUUUUGUGGCUAGCUUGUCUGCUGUGGGUGGUUUUCUUUUCGGUUAUGAUACAGGGGUAGUUUCAGGGGCUAUGAUUUUGUUGCGUGAUGCUUUUAGUUUAAAUUAUACGAUGCAAGGAGUUGUUGUCAGCGUGACAAUCAUUACAGCAUGGAUCUCUUGUUUAUGCGCGGGAAGUAUCACUGACAGGUGCGGCCGAAGACCCGUAAUUAUUACUGCUAGCCUUGUUUUUACUUUGGGAUCACUUUUAAUGGGUUUUUCCCAAGAAGUUGUUAUGCUGAUUGUUGGAAGAGUGGUUGUUGGCAUUGGUAUAGGUUUAGCCUCCAUGUGUGUGCCAAUGUACAUUGCUGAAGUGGCUCCACAAGACAUCCGAGGAACGCUCGUUACAAUCAAUAAUUGUGCAAUCACUUUUGGGCAGCUAGUCGCCAGUCUGGUAGACGGAGCCUUCAGCAACCAUGAAAGUGGAUGGAGGUACAUGUUGGGAAUUGCCGCAGUGCCGGCGAUCAUUCAAUUCGUCGGUUUCCUCUUCAUGCCUGAAUCACCGAGAUGGCUCGUCGGUAAAAAACGAUACGAGGAUGCACAAAGAGUUCUGCUGAGAGUCCGAGGGUCGAAUGCUAACAUUGAAGCCGAAUUCGAAGCAAUCAAAGCAAACUGCUUAGAAGUGGAAAGAGAACAAGCGUCUAGUGAUUCUUCAGUUCUGAAGAGAAUUUUGACACAUCCUUCUUUGAGAACUGCUCUAUUAGUUGGAUGUAGUUUGCAACUGAUUCAACAGUUGGCUGGAAUAAACACUGUUAUGUAUUACAGUGCGACAAUUAUUGAAAUGUCCGGUGUAAAGGGCCGUAGCAAAGUCAUCUGGCUGUCUGCCGCUACUUCUGGGAUGAACUGCCUUUGCUCUUUCAUUGGACUACUUAUUGUGGAAAAAGUGGGUAGGAGGAAAUUAACCCUUGGAAGCUUGUUUGGUGUGAUUCUAAGCUUAACAGUGUUAGCAGUCAGCUUUCAGCUUGCAGAACUACAUGGACCAGAUCUAACUUACCAUGAUCCGUCUACUGUUGGAACAACAUGUUUUGGAUACAGCUCGUGCUCAGGUUGUAUUGAUGAUUCAAAGUGUGGAUAUUGUUUUACCGAUUUUGAUAAUGGAACCGUUGAUGGCACCUGCUUGCCCUCAUUAGCUUCUAAUCCUGAUGUUGCUACUGUUGGACUUUGUAACACAACGCAACUCCCCCAUGACAUUACAUGGGCCUAUGAAUGGUGCCCAUCCGCAUACUCAUGGAUGACGUUCAUGGGACUUCUAUUGUAUUUAUUUUUUUUUGCUCCAGGGAUGGGAUGUAUGCCAUGGACUAUCAACGCGGAAAUUUAUCCUUUGUGGGCUCGAAGUACUUGCUACUCAAUAGCAACUUCCAUAAAUUGGCUCAGUAAUUUCGUCGUGUCCUUAACAUUUUUAAAUCUUAUGCAAGCAAUUACAAAAUAUGGUGCAUUCUACUUGUAUGAUGGACUUGCUGUCCUGGGAUUCAUCUUUCUCUUCCUGAUGCUGCCGGAAACUAAAGGGGUGUCUCUGGAAAAUGUCGAAGGCCUCUUCACUCAUCCUUGGUGGAAGGACGCCACAACGAGCGCCGAAAAGAAAACUGUACAGUACGUACAAAUAAGAGGCAUUAAUCAUGCAUACGCUGCUGAAGAUUCAGAUGAUGACAGCUGA